GUUAAGGAAUUUCCAAAAAUGGCGACUUCGCCUAAUACUUCCACUUUGACUCCUAAGAAAAAAGACGAAUCGUUUCUGGAUAAACUUGGAGGGACUUUGGCUCGAAAGAAAAAGUCAAAGGAAGUGACUGAACUCCAAGAAGAAGGUAAAAAUGCCAUUGAGUCACCAACCAGCCCAACAAUUCCAGACAUUGGCCCUGAGGGCUAUCAUCUUGGUGAAAACGAAGAACGUUCUAUGAUUGAACCCACGUCCCGAGAAGACCCAAAACUUAGAGAACUUAUUAAAACAUUGUUAGAUUGGAUCAAUGAUGAAUUGUCUGCCCAUCGUAUUAUUGUCAAAGACAUUGAGGAGGAUUUGUUUGAUGGACAGAUUUUACAGAAACUUAUUGAAAAGCUCUGUAACAUCAAAGUGGAUGCUCCGGAAGUGACUCAGUCGGAAAUCGGUCAGAAACAGAAGCUGCGAGUAAUACUGGAUUAUAUCAACAGUAUUCUCAACCUGCCCCCAGUGUGGAACCAGCAGAAAUGGAGUGUUGAUAGUAUUCACUCCAAGAACUUGGUGGCCAUUCUUCAUCUGUUGGUCACACUGGCACGUCACUUCAGAGCUCCAAUCCGAAUGCCAGAAAAUGUUUCUGUAAUUCUCCUUGUUGUACAGAAAGUGGAUAACAUAUUGCAAACUCGAAGAAUAGUAGAAGAAAUUACAACAACCAAUGAUGAUAUUGGGGCAAAGUUCGAAAGAGAUGCUUUUGACACAUUGUUCGACCAUGCUCCUGACAAACUGAAUGUUGUUAAAAAGACACUUGUUACAUUUGUCAACAAACAGCUGAUGAAUAUCAAUCUAGAGGUCACUGACCUUGACACACAGUUCCAUGACGGAGUGUACCUGGUGUUAAUCAUGGGAUUACUGGAGAACUACUUUGUGCCUCUUCACAGUUUUUACCUCACACCCACCACCACAGAACAGAAGAUCCACAAUGUAAUGUUCUCGUUUGAACUGAUGCACGAUGCUGGACUUCCCAAGAACAAGGCCAGACUGCCAAGACCUGAAGACGUGGUCAACAUGGACCUGAAGUCUACGCUGCGGGUUCUGUACAACGUCUUCACCAAGUACAAGGACACCCGGAGCACCUCGACACCCACCAUGUAGACACACACCCUCUCCUCCAUGUAGAUGUCGUGAAGAUUCAAGUCUAGUCGAUCUGUUAUACCAUGACCAUAAUGUAGUACCAACCAUUUUAUACAUCAUCACUUGUAGUGCUUGUAUGUCGAAUACUCGGUUUAAUCAAAGAUUACUAAUUAGAAGAGAAAAGAAAACCCAAAAAACAACAUGAGUGUUUUAAUGUACUCAAAUUUUUGGGUUAGUAAAUAAAUAAACAAUUUUAAUGAUGUCUCUCUCUCUCUCUCUCUCUCUCUCUCUCUCUCUCUCUCUCUCUCUCUCUCUCUCAUUCUGCUGUUUAAACCAUAUUUAUUGUAUCUGCAUGUAAUGAUAAUAAUGAGUGUUUAGAUGAGGUCUAAAUUAGAUGUUAUUAACAUGCAUUGUAACAUGUCAAAACUAUUUUUUUCCCCAUAUUACAUACAUUUACAACCUCAUGUACAAAGCAAAAACAGUAAAACAAAUAAAAUGUUCACAAAAGAAAAAACAUACAUAUUGAUGUAGAUUCUUUAACUCAAUAAGCUACCAGCAAGUGUUCAAUGAGUUGGCCCAUUUGAACAACUCACUAGCUAAGUCCAGUGGAUGGUUUCACUCACCAACUUCAGCCCAAUUAAUGUGCUGACCUUCCAAUUCCACUCGUAAGUAUGUCAGUCCAGCAACCUGAUCCAUUUGUUCCACUCCCCAACUGAAGUCCAAUGUGGUUGGUCCAUUUGUUUCACUUAUCAACUUAAGCCCAAUGUGUUUGACCACUUGUUCUAUUCACCAACUUAAGCCCAGUGUGUUGGUCCACUCUUUCUACUCACUAACCUAUGCCCAGUGUGUUGGACCACUUGUUCUACUCACCAAUUUAAGUCAAGUGUGUUUUACCACUUGUUCUAGUCACCAACUUAAGUCCAAUGUGUUUGACCACUUGUUCUAUUCACCAACUUAAGCCCAGUGUGUUGAUCCACUCUUUCUACUCACCAACUUAAGCCGUUUGUUGGACCACUUGUUCUGCUCACCAAUUUAGGUCCAGUGUGUUUGACCACUUGUUCUACUCAUCAACUUAAGCUCAGUGUGUUGGACCACUUGUUCUACUCACCAACUUAAGCUCAGUGUGUUGGACCACUUGUUCUACUCACCAACUUAAGCUCAGUGUGUUGGACCACUUGUUCUACUCAUCAGCUUAAGCCCAGUGUGUUAGACCACUUGUUCUACUCACUAACUUAAAGCCAGUGUGUUGGACCACUUGUUCUACUCACUAACGUGAGCCCAGUAUGUUGGACCACAUGUUCUACUCUUCAGCCAGUUCAACUUAACAACACACGUACAGUCAUUUUUGUGUUUUAAUUUUAUUAUGAUUAUUAAAUUAUCACCUGUUAUGUCAUGUCUCUUUUAUUACUGAUGAGUAAUGUUCUGGGCAUUAGCUUGUCAUGAAAACAUUAUAUCUGUUUUUACCUAAUAAUAUAAACAUUGAAUGUGUUUACUAUGCAAGUAUCUGUUGUAUGUGGUAAAACAAUGUAUAGAAUGUAAACUAACUGGACAGUACAGCCAACCUCGUGCUUCCUGUAUAAACACAGCAAACGACUUUGCAUAUCUGUAGUAUAUAAACGCAAGGUGUUGAAACAUUUCAGUUUAGUUUAAAUCAUUGGGUAUAACAUUUCUUCUAUUAACUUUGUGAUUAUUACUAUUAAACCAUUUAUAUAUAUAUGUAUUAGUAAAAUAAGAAAUAAUUAUCAUGACAACUAUAUUUUAGGUGGCCUUUUAAAAAUAAUAUUAUUUUGCUUUUGGGUUUUUUGUAAAUGCAAUUUGCAAAACAUAACAUCUAUACAUGUAUUUGCAUUGGUGACAAGAUUGUAUGGGCAGUAUAACUGAUAUAAUCAAUACUUUAAGUUAAUUAACCAUUUAGAAAAAGGACAGGUCAUGCAAAUAUUGUGUCUAUAACCAAAGGAGCAUAACCUUGAUUUGUGUUAAUGUCGGAGAUUUCAGUUUUCAUAAACUAUAAACUUAGAUAAUUUGUUGUUCAUAUGUUAUAACCUUUGUGUCAUGUGCGUAGCUUGAAUAUGUACAGUCUCACAGACACGUCUAAAUGUUGAUUUAUCAUGGUGCUAUUAUAUUGCAUUUACAGUUGACUUGUAGUCAGUGCUUGUAUUUCGGUAUCCAAACAUAAGCAGUGGAGUCCUGGCUAUUGUAAUCGUUAGAAUUAGUAGUCUUAUUACUCAGCUAAUAUUUUCAUUGUUCAGGUCCUAAAAACUAUUUGACUAGAAGAUGUGUACAUUAUCUUAAAAAAUGUCAAAAGAUAGAUCUCAUAUGUGAAAAAAAUAUGCAGGAUAUAUAGCCAUUGAAUUUGUGGAAUUUGAUUUCAUGAUUCAGUCAGAAUUGUAAAAAUUAUACAAUACAGAGAUAGUUAUUCGUUCUCAUAAUCUUAAGAUUUGAACUAAACAUAUGAGAUUCACGGUAGCACAGAAUCCCGCUAAAUUCACAGCCUAGUGUGUUACGGUUACCUAAACCCUAUUUGGAUCUAUUAUUAAGCAUAUUGUAGUAUUUUAUUGAUCUUAAGAUGAAUUCUUCAUGGUUAUAUAACGAUUUUGCAAAAGUGCUUUGAUAAAAUAAUUUUAAAUUUGAUGGAUAUUCAUUAGCAGUUUGGAUCCCAUAUGAUCACUCUUUAGCUUUAAUAUCUGUUGUUGUUUGUGUAAUCUGUAUUAGUAAUUGAUUUUGUAUCAGUUUUAGCUGUGUAUUUCUUUAUAGUUAUGCAUGUUGUAAACGGUGAACUCUGUCAAAACCAGAUUCAAUGGGUUCUAAUGAAAUGUGCCAGAAUACACAGAGUGCCAGAUCAGAUAAUUGUCACCCAUGGCAUUGUCACUGGACAGGCCUUUGAGAUAUGCCUGUCACAGUGACUUGUAGCAAUCUUCACAGCAGUUCAGCAAGAAUUCUACAUGUUAAGCCUAUCUACAUGUAUACAAUAUGUAUAUAUAUUAUAUAUUGUAUACUUGUAGAUAUAUAUAGCAAGCCUAUCUACAUGUAUACAAUAUGUAUAUAUUUUAUAUCUUGUAUACCUGUAGAUAUAUAUAUA
Molecule: messenger RNA, 4201 nt
Organism: Gigantopelta aegis
Lineage: Eukaryota; Metazoa; Mollusca; Gastropoda; Neomphalida; Peltospiridae
Product: beta-parvin-like
Exons: 13
Coding region: 19-1143 (374 amino acids)
Biological process (GO): substrate adhesion-dependent cell spreading; cell projection assembly; actin cytoskeleton organization
Cellular component (GO): cytoplasm; focal adhesion; actin cytoskeleton
Molecular function (GO): actin binding
Source: RefSeq, a predicted model, not a curated record